This is a messenger RNA of Drosophila miranda, 1039 nucleotides long. RefSeq lists its product as uncharacterized. The record is from RefSeq and is a predicted model, not a curated record. The transcript is spliced from 3 exons. Lineage: Eukaryota; Metazoa; Arthropoda; Insecta; Diptera; Drosophilidae. Bases 147 to 488 code for a protein of 113 amino acids.
GUGUGAGCUUCACCAGCGAGGCGUGCGCUCUCAUCUACCUGGUGGACACAGCCGGGACGCGCACCACAACCGACACUUUCACCGAUCUGACCAAGGACUACACCCUGGCAGUGUUCUAUGACGACUCGCGCCAUGGUCCCUCUUAUAUGGCUGAAGCCCAUGACGUGAUUGCCAAUUCAGCUUACACCUGUACCGAGGAUGGCACUGAGAUCUAUGACAUAAACGGAUUUCGCAUCACCCAGGCAGCCGAUGGCCUGGUGAAGGUCACUCGUGUGGACAACAAGUGCUUGAUUCGCACCAGUCCCGGCAAUGGAUCGGCCACUUUGACCACACCUGGCAUCCAUUGCACUGCCUCUCUGGGCAAGACCUCGCAUCUGUUUGUUCGUCGCAAUGAGAAGCGCAUGCACUUCGAUGGAUCCUGUUUCAUUGUACGCAACGCCGGACACUCCACCGGCUUCAAUGAGAACAACCUGCUCAUUGUCUACUGAGCGGCGUUCGUAGUCCGGAGAUAGAAACGGUGCAGUGGUAUCCCAUCCCACACGCACACACUCACACAUGUCAACACAUUUCACCUGGAACACAUACAUAGACACCUACAGCAGCACACUUGAGGGACCUUGACGUGGAGAGAGGGGUUCAGUUAGGAUCCCGGAAUUUAGGAAUAUCAAACUCAAUUUGGGAAAUAAGUUAGAAAGCAAAUAUGUUCGUACAAAAACCAGAACCACACCACACCACACACACACACCUCAGCGAAGGAACUCAGCCCAGUCCUAUCUGGGUUCCGAUUGCUCGACAUGGGCGCAACACAACCACACCACCAACCCCCAGGGCAUACUAGUUGUCUUUUGUUUACCAUUGCCUACAUAUAUAUCAUGCCGUAUAUAUGCGUGUAUUACUAGUUGUUAUUGCAAACCGGGAGCGCUUUCCUGCAUCCCCAAAUCAGUUGGCCAAAUCAGACCGAUCUCAAGCUGAAGCGGAACCAAUCAGAGCCGAAUCGCAUCGAACAGGGCCGUGCCAGCGUUUGGUGUUCAAAAAAAGA